CCCCGGGUUGAUGAUCUUCGAUAGUACAUGACUGGCGGCCGCGGAAAACGGAUAACGACCGGGAGUCUCGCGAAGAUGCGUGUUCCGUGGCCGCGUCGCGCGUAACAAAGCGGGCGAUGUUGUUGACGGGGGUCGGUUACGCGAGCGAAUCGACGUAAAAAGAACGGGGUCGCCGCGCGAUAUGGAUUUAUCGUAAUAGAUGACGAGGUGCCAGGCGCGGACCCUCUCGCGACGUAUCCCCGAAUCGCGUUGAUGGCGAGGUUAAUCGCCUACGAGGAAACUCGCUGGGAAUGGCGAGGUAAAACAGCUGUGCAGGAAUGCAUACGUGGUCCCGGUUACCGCGGCACAAAAUGUAACGCUUAAGCUGUCGCUGAACUGAGAGCAGCUAACGGCGCGCAAAAUGGAGAAAGUUAUACCAAUGAGUUGGUUGAACCAAAUACUGCUAGUUUUUAGCGUGGCAGCUGCGAUACUCUCCUUGGUUGUGCAAGGGUGGACUGGUCUCGCGCCUCUGCCGAUCUACGUUUCCAUCUCCUGGGCCGUAUUCGUCACGGUCAUAUCCGUGUGGUUGAGCUGUUGUCUGCUGCGUCUCACGCUGAAGGCCAAUAGUCCGAUCGCUCUGGGAUUUGCGAAUGAAUGGAUGCGCGAGAGGCUGGCGAGCUGGCUGGGUUCGGUAGACGAGGAUGGAAGCACGGAGGUCGCUCGCAAAGGUGACGAGGAGGACCAAGAGAACUCGAAUUCCGCACAACAAGAUAGCGUUAAGCGCAACAACGAUGAAACCCGUAAGAACGAGGUCCCCCUGACGAGGCGAAAAAAGCUGGACGUAACAGAAAUGACGCGGGAGAUCAAUGCGAAGUGUAUAGAAGUCUGGUAUAGGAAUAUAAGUAGCGACAAGUCAUUCCCUGACGAGGCGCAGGACUUGUUGAUCAAGUUCUUGACCAGGCUCGUCUGGAAAGCCAGUCUGAUAGAUAAGAUAAAACUUAUUAAUAAGUUGGCAAACGUGCUGCUGUUACACCUGAAGGAGUACCGUAGGGCGUUGCGCAGAGUCGAGAAGGGUGCUGCAGCUAGCGUGGAGGAGGCGUACAAAUACCUGCACCCCGGUUCUCGCAACGCGUCGACGCAGGAGCACAUGUUGCAUCGUUUAGUUACGGUUCUGGCACAAGAGUUUUUACAGUGGGAAUUAACUAGCUCAUUACCGUGCAAACUUUUGUUAUCUAUCCUAGCGAAGAGGCUCUUAAUAACGAUAGACACGAUAAGCUGCCCCGAUUGGUUGAUCGAGAACCUGUUGAGAUUACUGGAAGCGCCAGCGAACCAGGUUGCCACUCCAGUAAAACAGAAUAUCAAUGGUACUAUAACUGUUGCUCUAAGCGACGGUAUCACGUCCGCGACGGCGGCCGUGAUUCCGCAGCAAUUGCCAAAAUCCGUAUCCAAGUCUAGUCCAACUGCAGCUACUACGAGCGAAGACGAGAGUGCAGCUUCAACGGCAGCUCCGGAAAGGUCAACUCUGUGUCUGGAAGGUCUCUCCACGGAACACAGAGGCCUAUGGGGGGACAGCAUAACGGACAGCAUAAUUGACGCGGAUCUGGAAUUGGAGGAAGACAAGAUAUCACCGGUGUACGAGGAACCGACGGAUUUCGCGACGACCAUCGCCAGGCUGAGAAAUCUGCUGCAACAGAAAUCUACGGCAACCACGCCACUGCACGCCGAAGAAAAGUCCUACGUAAUAUACGACGGGAGCCAAUUUACGAAUUUAUCGAUUCCUUGGACCGAGUUUCACACCGCGACGGACGGCUCGCAGCAAUUGUACUACUGCAUACAAUUUGACGACGUCGAGCAGCGUGGGAUGGAUCUGUUUGAAACGACCACCGCUACGGUCAAGAGGCAGUACGCCGAUUUCGUUCAGUUGCAUCUCAGUUUGGAAGAAAUGCCGUCGUUGGCGAGUGUCAUGUCGGAAUUGGUGUUGCCCGAAGGUGGCCGGAUCGAGCUGGAGACGUACUUGAAGACACUGUGUACGCGACUGGCGAACGAGUGUCCGCCGCAGCUGCGUCAUUUUCUUCGACCUAGUAGCAGCGCGGGCAAGAAGGCCGACGCGGUAGCGCCUCGUUUAGAUCGAUUUCUGGCCAAGACCGUGACUGGUGUUUUCAACACGUUGAAAACUGUUGUACCGGGUUUCGAGAUGGAUCAAGAAGAAGAGGCUUCGCCCCCACCCACCCUAAUGCCCUUGUCUGACAUACCCUGGAGAUUUGUCGAGGACAUAAAGUCGAAAAGCCUAGCUUGUGAACUCCAGCAAUUGAUCGCGGAGAGGACGGAGUACUGCACGGUAGACACUGCUUACGAAGCAGUCGACUCGAUGGAAGCAAGUGGCGAUUCGGAGUUACUCGAUUGCUGGUGGGAGACUAUCAAUACUUCGUACGACGACGAAUUGGACGAGCUGGAUUCUAAUUUAACGCUGACCUGCACGACGAUAGAUCUGAUUUGCGAGCUUCUAGCGGGCAUCGCUAGUAACAACACGUUGCAGCAAGAAGCGGUCGUUAGAUGGACGAAAUUGCUACUCGGGAACGUUUCGGAGCCAAUCCUGCAGAAAAUAAUUAUCUGGUUGUUCGACUCUCUGAGCGGCUCCUCGUUAAUUUGGGACGCGUCGCAGGACGUCGCGAAUCAGAACAGCACGCAGUCGAGGGACAAGUUGCUGCGUAUACUGGAGGACAGGCUGUCGUACGAUGUGAAGCUGAUAUUCGGCGAGGACGACUUGCGCAAGGCCCUCGACUAUCUGCUGGGUUCAUACGAAAUCAAAAGGAUCAACUUGGACUUGAACAUGCAAAUGUUGGACGCACUAGUAUCAGAGCUGUUGGUUUGCUGCAAGACGCAUCACGACGCCGCGAAUUAACUUCGACUCACAUCCGGUUCUCUAGAUAGAAUUCUUUAGAAGAUUGCGACUUAAGUGAGACUCGCACACUAUCCUUUGUUCUCUUGACGACGUGUCUGCGGGAGUCAUUAAGAUACUUAUAUCAAAAUACAUAUGUCGAGGAGAAUCGACACGUGCCAUACGACAGACCCGUUUACGUUCUCGGUGAAAACCUGGCGGAUUUAAAAGGAAAAAAAAAACGAAGACUGUACCUGAUUAUACAUUUACAAUAAGAU
Vollenhovia emeryi is the source of this 3135-nucleotide messenger RNA. RefSeq lists its product as uncharacterized. The record is from RefSeq and is a predicted model, not a curated record. The coding region runs from base 401 to 2881 and encodes 826 amino acids. Gene Ontology annotation, molecular function: phosphatidylinositol binding. The transcript is spliced from 9 exons. NCBI's taxonomy places the organism in Eukaryota, Metazoa, Arthropoda, Insecta, Hymenoptera, Formicidae. Gene Ontology annotation, cellular component: intracellular membrane-bounded organelle.